GAAAAAGAGAAAAAGAUGAUUAACGAAAAGAAAAUCCAACGCAUCUCUUUUUGGAAUAAUAGGGAAUACUACUUCCGUUGCAAAACUAUGGCUUGCUCAAGUAGAAAAGUAUCGCCGAUGUUCCGAUUUGGAAAGGAAAAAGUAAGAUGUGGAAGGGGCUCCUUUCUCCAGAAGAUGUGCGAACAAGUUCCUGUAGUAAACCAGAAUACAGUCAGUGCGGUUGAAACAUUCGCGGUAUAUACAUCUCACACGCAGGACCACGCUUUAAAUAUCAUCUUGACUAGUUUUGUUCGUCAGUGCUGUCAUUUCCUUCGAAUCAAAUUGCUUGCCUUUACAGGUGGAUCAUUGUUAUUUAUUUAUAACGCAGUGCUCUGAUGUGGACGUAAAAUGACCAAAAUGAUUAACGAUUUUUCGAAUAAUAGUGCCCUGACAGAUGAAGUGGAAAAACGACUGCAAAUUAUUCUCAACGAAGGCCCUAAAAAUAUAAUGGACUUCAACAACAUGAAACCAGAAAUACCGCCCUUUUAUGAUGAGAAGAAAUUUCGGUUGGGACAGCAAACCUUUCAUAAUAAUUUGUUCUCCAUGAUGAUUGCAAAACUUUGCGGCCUUGUGUCCCUUCUAGCUAUUUCAACCAUAUUGGAUGUAGUUAUGUUUACCAAAAAAAGCGGUACUCCUUGUUUGGCGUAUCGCAGAUAUGCAGAGACGGUGCUUCAUACAUGUGUAUGGCAUGAAAAGGAUCCCAACGGCAAACCAAAUGAAUUUUUAAAAUCCCUAAAAAUUGUACGUCGAAAGCACUGUAUUGCGUUCAGAAGAAGCACCGAGGCUGGAGUUCAUAAACCAACGCAAUUGGAUAUGGCACUCGCCCAGUUUGGAUUUAUCGGAUUUAUUAUCGUGAGUGAGAAAUACCUAGGAAUAAGUGCCACUCCUGAGGAAAUGGAAGGUGUAAUACAUCUCUGGAGGGUCAUUGGUAGUAUGCUUGGGAUGGACGACAAAUUCAAUAUCUGCGCGGGUACUCUGGAAGAAACUCGUGCUCUUUGUCAAAGGAUACUAGAAGAGGUUUUCGUUCCUCGCCUAGCAAAUAGAAAUAAGAACGAACAUUUUGAUCAGAUGGGUACUGUGCUGUUGCAGAGUCUCUGGCCCAUCAGUUUUGGUAUUGAACCACUAGCGUUCACUGCCUUCACACUUCAUUUGGCUUCUUCGACUACGCGCAACAAUAAUCAUUCCAUCGAAAUAGAUACUUCAUCUAUGCCGUUUUACAGCUGGUAUCUGUUCAACAUGCAAUACUUUGUGUUGAAAUACUUAUUGCGACCUGAUGCUUGGUGGUCUCCAUUCUUUCGUGCAAUUUUUAAUAGUUUUAUGCGUUUGUCAAUUUCUCGUAUAAAAAAUUUUUCUUAUACGGCUUAUUGGAAAUUCGGGAAAGAAUACGCAAAAGUCAACAUAUUUAAUUAUCGUUUAGAUUGAGAAUUUAAUCGAAGAACAUAAGAUAUCAGAUUAAGAUGUGAUUCAGUAAAAGAAAAAUCUAUAUAAAGGCGAUUAUGCAUGCAUAAUUAAUUCGUCAUUACAUGUGCCUGUACCAAAUAUUAAUUUGCCGCGAAGUGAAAUAUUCUUACAAAGAAAAAGAAGACAAAAUAAUAUGCAUGC
Mycetomoellerius zeteki is the source of this 1641-nucleotide messenger RNA. RefSeq lists its product as uncharacterized. NCBI's taxonomy places the organism in Eukaryota, Metazoa, Arthropoda, Insecta, Hymenoptera, Formicidae. The transcript is spliced from 5 exons. The record is from RefSeq and is a predicted model, not a curated record. Bases 388 to 1461 code for a protein of 357 amino acids. Gene Ontology annotation, molecular function: oxidoreductase activity.